AUGCCUGAGGAAAGCAGAGCCGUUCUCCCUGAAGCCACAAUCGUAGAGGCCCCUAGUAUGCAAACGUCAGGUGCCCAUCAGUCUCCCAAAGGAACAUCUACCUCACGGCAAUCGUCUUCAGCCCCCUCCGCCGACAACACGACAUUUCGAAGGGCGAGUCCACCACGUUCGGCGGACCAAACAGCUGAAGGAGAGCCGCCCCAGGGCGCAGUCGCGCAGCAAUCUGUCCAUCUCGCUAGCGUUGGCCCAGCAACUGAUCAGAGUAAGAAACGCGGGCGCUUACAGGACGACCAGCCAGCGAACGAUGUGGAUGAGGAAGAAGAGGCGGCAGCGGUGCGGCCCCCGAAGCGGUCAAAACCGACGAUCGGAGAGCACGUGGAUAGCAGUUAUGGAGGAAAUCUUGGACAGUCUCGCUCAGAACCAGCCGAGUAUGAGGGGUCCACUCAAGAAUCCCCAAGCAUGGCAGACUUAUACGACAAGGAAAUCCGCGCCCUCGGAGAAGAAGAAGGUUCUCAAGGCAAGCCAUGA
Molecule: messenger RNA, 528 nt
Organism: Coniosporium apollinis CBS 100218
Lineage: Eukaryota; Fungi; Ascomycota; Dothideomycetes
Exons: 1
Coding region: 1-528 (175 amino acids)
Source: RefSeq, a predicted model, not a curated record